Molecule: messenger RNA, 525 nt
Organism: Micromonas pusilla CCMP1545
Lineage: Eukaryota; Viridiplantae; Chlorophyta; Mamiellophyceae; Mamiellales; Mamiellaceae
Exons: 1
Coding region: 1-525 (174 amino acids)
Source: RefSeq, a predicted model, not a curated record
AUGACGUCGCUCGUCGCCGCGGACGUGGACGCGAUGACGUACGAGGAGCUCUUGGAGACGUUUGGGCCCGGGGUGGAGGGCGUCGCGGGCGCGCCCGCGGCCGCGAUCGACGCGGUCCCGACGUCGACGCUCGCCGCAGAUUACGCAUGGAAAGACGCGAUCUCGGACGUCGAGGCGUCGUCGUGUCGCGUGUGCUUGGACGAGUUCCGCGUUGGGGAGAAAGUCAAGGCGCUGCCGUCGUGCGGGCAUCGGUUCCACGCGCCGUGCAUCGAUAAGUGGCUGCUUGGGAGGAACGCGUGUCCGAUGUGCCGCGUCGGGUUGCCGGAGACGCUGUGCGCGAUGGCGACGGGGGUUUCGGCGUCGGCGGCGUCGGCGGCGGCGGCGGGGUCGGCGGCGGGGUCGCGGGGGGAGGAGGAGGACGUCGUCGCGGCCGCGGUCGCGCCGUCGUCGGCCGGUUGGUUCGAGUGGGCGCGGCCCUCGGUCGUCGCGCCGUCGUCGUGGUUCGGACGCGGACGAGAUAGAUGA